Messenger RNA from Patella vulgata (common limpet), 1120 nucleotides. Its product is annotated as thymidylate synthase. The coding region runs from base 121 to 1074 and encodes 317 amino acids. Gene Ontology annotation, biological process: dTMP biosynthetic process. Gene Ontology annotation, molecular function: thymidylate synthase activity. The transcript is spliced from 8 exons. The record is from RefSeq and is a predicted model, not a curated record. Gene Ontology annotation, cellular component: cytosol; mitochondrion. Lineage: Eukaryota; Metazoa; Mollusca; Gastropoda; Patellidae.
CGAGCUUCGCCGUCUCACAUGACCUCGCCUAAAAUGUGUUAACCAGUUCCGGGGCAUAUAUUUCGCGCGUAAACAGAAAAAGACCGCGGCAAGUGCAGGGAACAAAUUCAAACAAUUGCAAUGGAAAUAGAAAAUCAAGUUCAAUAUAACGGUCCUUUGACCGAGUUAAAGCACACCAAUAAUUGCACAAAACCUGAUGUCAUCGAAGAACGACAUGAUGAGUUACAGUAUUUAGAAGCCAUUCAACAAAUAAUUAAACGUGGUGUUAAACGUGGGAACAGAACGGGUGUCGAUACAUUAUCCAUAUUUGGUAUGCAGAUGAGAUACAACUUAAGAAAAGAUUUUCCAUUACUGACGACGAAGAGAGUAUUUUGGAGAGGUGUAGCGGAGGAAUUAUUGUGGUUUAUUAAGGGAUGUACAAACGGUAAAGAAUUAUCGGAUAAAGGAGUCAAGAUUUGGGAUGCUAAUGGAUCGCGCCAGUUUUUAGAUAAUCUUGGCUUAAACCACAGAGAGGAAGGUGAUUUAGGUCCAGUUUAUGGGUUUCAAUGGCGUCAUUUUGGAGCUGAAUAUAAAGAUAUGAACAGUGACUAUAGUGGACAGGGUGUUGAUCAGUUACAAGAUGUCAUAAAUAAAAUAAAAAAUACUCCUGAAGAUAGACGUAUCAUUAUGUCAGCAUGGAAUCCACAAGAUUUAGGAAAGAUGGCAUUACCACCAUGCCAUUGUCUGGUACAGUUUUAUGUUGCUGGUGAUGAACUGUCAUGUCAGUUAUAUCAACGUUCAGCGGACAUGGGUUUGGGUGUUCCGUUUAAUAUUGCCAGUUAUUCCUUGUUGACCUGUAUGAUAGCACAUGUCACUCAAUUAAAGCCUGGAGAUUUUGUACAUACUAUCGGUGAUGCCCAUGUUUAUGUCAAUCAUAUUGAUCCGUUACUAGAACAGUUGAAGAGAACGCCUCGACCCUUCCCUACCCUCUCGUUACAAGAUGGUGUUACAAAUAUAGAUAAAUUUACAAUGGAGGACAUCAAACUGAAUGGUUAUGAUCCUUAUCCUAAGAUUCAAAUGGAUAUGGCUGUUUGAUAUUGCAAUAUAAUGACGACAUUAAAUUUUAUUUUUAUAUAUAAAA